GGCAACAUUCCCUCUGCCGCCCGCCUUCUCCUGUUUGACUGUAGCAUCGACACGCUGAUUCAUCGUCUCUGUCUCCUUACUUUUCUCUAAAGGAUUUUAUUGAUACCUGUCCUCCAGGACCCAGUUUUCCAUUUUAACGACAAGCUUCCAGAAGCCAUGAGUGCAUGCAGCAGGAAGGCUUUGACUUUGCUCAGCAGUGUCUUUGCAAUCAGCGGCCUGGGGUUGCUGGGGGUGGCGGUGAGCACCGAUUACUGGCUCUACCUGGAGGAGGGCGUCAUCAUGCCUCUGAACCAGACAGCUGAUAUCAAGACUUCACUGCACUCAGGACUCUGGAGAGUUUGCUUUCUGGCUGGUGAGGAGUUGGGCCGCUGCUUCACCAUUGAGUACAUGAUGCCUACGAGCCUCCAGCUGACGUCAGAGUCCACAGGAAAUGUGCUCAAGAUGAUCCGCUCAGCGACUCCUUUUCCUCUAGUCAGCCUCCUCUUUAUGUUCAUCGGUUUCGUUCUCAACAACAUUGGACACGUCCGUCCUCACCGCACCAUCCUGGCGUUUGUCUCAGGAAUCUUCUUCAUUCUUUCUGGGCUGGCUCUGGUGGUGGGUCUUGUACUGUACAUCUCCAGUAUAAACGAUGAGAUGCUCAACAGAACAAAGAGCAGUGAGGCCUUUUUCUCCUAUAAGUAUGGCUGGUCUUUCGCCUUCGCUGCCCUCUCUUUCCUGCUCACUGAGAGUGCAGGAGUCAUGUCAGUCUACCUGUUUAUGAAGCGCUACACAGCAGAGGAGAUCUAUCAGGCUCGCCAUCCAAAUUUCUACCGACCCAGGCACAGUAACUGCUCUGACCACUCUGGUCAGUUCCUCCACCCUGAGUCCUGGUCACGUGGACGGAGCCCCUCAGAUAUCUCGAGCGAUGCUUCAUUUCAAAUGAGCAUCAACUACCCUGCUCUCCUCAAAUGUCCUGACUAUGACCAGGUGUCAUCCUCACCCUGCUGAGUCUCCAGAGGCCUAUUGAAGGCCACCAUAAAAUCUUCUAGAGUCAAAUUGCUGAGUCAACAAAGAGUUUAAUUUCUGGUAACAA
This is a messenger RNA of Cyprinodon variegatus (sheepshead minnow), 1072 nucleotides long. RefSeq names its product voltage-dependent calcium channel gamma-5 subunit-like. Bases 157 to 987 code for a protein of 276 amino acids. Gene Ontology annotation, molecular function: channel regulator activity; voltage-gated calcium channel activity. The transcript is spliced from 6 exons. Gene Ontology annotation, biological process: postsynaptic neurotransmitter receptor diffusion trapping; calcium ion transport; neurotransmitter receptor transport, postsynaptic endosome to lysosome. Gene Ontology annotation, cellular component: AMPA glutamate receptor complex; postsynaptic density membrane. The record is from RefSeq and is a predicted model, not a curated record. NCBI's taxonomy places the organism in Eukaryota, Metazoa, Chordata, Actinopteri, Cyprinodontiformes, Cyprinodontidae.